AUGCCCAAACGAAAGGCCCAGGCCAAAUUAUCUGGUUUCGUCGGAUCCGACGAUGACGAUCUGAUGGGAUUCACUGGGGGCGAAACAAUCCCUCGGGCACAAGAACAGGAACAAGAACCGCACGAUGAACCUCCGGCCAAGAAGCGAAGAGGACGGCCACGCACAUCGAACGAGAUCGCUGCCGAAGCGAAAACUGCUGCACGAUCGAAGAACCAAGAGCUGCCACAGGCGCCAGAGGAAAAAGCGCCUGCGAAGGCUACUCGGCGAGGAAAGCGUGGCGCUUCCGAAACCGCUGAGCCCUCGCGGGCAUCGGUAGCAAAAGAAUCGGUCGAGCCUCAAGAGGAGACCCAGGAACAGGAAAAUUAUAAGGCGACGCGGACAACAAGGGCUGGAAGAUCUACCGCAACCCGUGGCCGAGGUCGGGGUCGAGGUCGUACAGCCAGUGUCGCCAGACCAUCGGUAACAGAUGGCGAUUUCGAAUAUACACCCACUCGCGCGCAGCCAUCACAGAAAGAGGUGGAAAUUCAUGAGACGCAAAUUAAUGACGCUCAUGCGACGGAACACGAAGUAGAGGAGUCGAUCAUACCUGAACCCUCCGCAAAUUACGCACAGUCGUCUAUCACCAAGAUUGCAAGGGCACGCGCGGCCGCAGCGCGCAGCAGUCAGGACGCCUCUCCGCGAAAGCGCAAGUCUGGUGUUGCUACUGAACAGGGAGAUCCGGAGCUCAGGCGUCGCAUUGGGGAUCUUGCAAGGAAAAAUGACACGUUGGAAUCUAAAUAUCGUGAUCUUCGAGAAAUUGGUGUCGAAGAGGCAAAAACAAACAUGGACAAGCUGCGGAAGCAGUGUGAAAGCAUAACGAUAGCUUCCGACAAACUUGUUUCUUCCCUCAAAACCGAAUUGGAGGCCCAGAAGACAUUGGGACAGCAGAGCCGAGGCCUCCAAAAACAAUUGAAGGAGCGUGAUGCCGAAGUGGCUCAGCUUAAGACCCAAGCCGAGGAGGCCGAAUCCCAGCUAUCCUCGGCGCAAUCCGAGAUCAAGGCAUUGCAAACAAAGCUUGCUGCUGCUCGGAACACAGCUGCCGGUCUGGAAUCUGCGGUCAAGGUUCCUGGAAGCGCCAUCAAGGGAGGUGUCGCUAACCGCGCAGCUGCAGCUGCAAAUGCUGAAGCAGUCCAGUCCGCCCAAAUGGCCCAACUGAGAGAAGACUUGUACAGUGACCUGACAGGCCUCAUCAUUCGCGAUGUCAAAUCAAGAGAUGAGGAUCACCUGUAUGACUGCAUCCAAACUGGAGUCAACGGAACGCUUCAUUUCAAAUUGGUCAUCCCCAAAACAACUAGCGGGGCAUGGGAGAAAGCAAUCUAUCAAUAUAUGCCGCUUUUAGAUGCCAACCGUGACCGCGAAUUAGUGGACAUUUUGCCUGACUUUUUGAUGGAUCACAUCACUUUUGAGCGACAGGCUGUGACGAAGUUCUACUCGCGUGUCAUUGAUGCUCUGACCAAGCGACGGACAAGCUCUUCAUAG
This is a messenger RNA of Penicillium manginii, 1518 nucleotides long. Its product is annotated as putative chromosome segregation protein (Pcs1). The coding region runs from base 1 to 1518 and encodes 505 amino acids. Gene Ontology annotation, molecular function: microtubule site clamp; protein binding. Gene Ontology annotation, biological process: homologous chromosome segregation; meiotic sister chromatid segregation; attachment of mitotic spindle microtubules to kinetochore. Gene Ontology annotation, cellular component: monopolin complex; mitotic spindle; chromosome, centromeric core domain. The record is from RefSeq and is a predicted model, not a curated record. The transcript is spliced from 3 exons. Lineage: Eukaryota; Fungi; Ascomycota; Eurotiomycetes; Eurotiales; Aspergillaceae.